AUGACUCAACAACACAACUCUGUAUUUUUUCCAGAAGGGUAUCGCCCUUCCGCUCAAGAAGACUACAUGAAUCCUCAGCAACAAGAAUACUUUCGGCGGAAGCUUUUAGCAUGGAAAGCAGAGGUUCUGGAGGAGACAAGAGCCACUCUCCACACCCUUCAAGAGGAAACUCACAAAGAGCCGGAGGCAGGGGAUCGCGCUUCUCGAGAGCUAGAGCAGUCUAUUGAAUUGGGUGCCCGAGAUCGUCAGCGUAAACUUCUUUUAAAAAUAGAUCACGCUCUUCAGCUGAUUGAGGAAGGAGAGUAUGGCUACUGCGCAAUGCGCAAAAUAUGGAGUUCCUAUUGGUUUGGCGAGACUCGAAGCGCGUCCUAUUGCAACAUUAAGCCUUGA
Molecule: messenger RNA, 390 nt
Organism: Stylophora pistillata
Lineage: Eukaryota; Metazoa; Cnidaria; Anthozoa; Scleractinia; Pocilloporidae
Product: RNA polymerase-binding transcription factor DksA-like
Source: RefSeq, a predicted model, not a curated record